UCUCAGUCAUCAUCUAUUCUUUUUAAUUGCUUUACCGAUUUGCUUCACAACAAUGGCUCACUGUUCAACUCUUACAUCACUCGUUUUGCUCAGUUCUUCGCUCUAUCUAUGGCCACCCAAACAUUCAAUCUUGAAUCUUUCACAUGGGAUUUCGAUGUGUUCUUGAGCUCUAGAGGCGAGGGCACUAGCAAAACCUUCACCGAUCACCUCCAUCUUGCGCUAUGUGAAUCCGGGCUAAACACAUUCAGGGACAACGAGGAUGAGCUCCGAGAGGGCGGAUUUCUUUCGCCUGAGCUCAAGGGAGCGAUUGAAAGCUCGAGAAUCUCUGUGAUAGUUCUCUCCAAUGACUAUGCCUCCUCUGGGGUGUGCCUUGACCAACUUGUUCAAAUCGUCGAGUGCAAGGAGAAGGGAAAACUGAUGGUUUUUCCGGUUUUUUACGACGUUGAGCCUUCCCAAGUUCGCCGGCAAAGUGGCGACUACGGCGUGGCCUUUGCUACACACGAACAGCGUUUUGGGGCAAGCGAUAAGGUUCGGAAUUGGAGAGAUGCUCUCACUAAAGUUGGAAAUUUGUCGGGAUGGGAUUUGGGAGACGUCGCCGACGGGUAUUGCCCCUAUCAUUCUCUUUCGAUUAUUUCAUCUUUGGUGAUCAAUUAUGCGCCUAUUGGAUAUGAAUCAAAGUUCAUUGAUGCAAUCAUCAAAGAGGUGCAAUUGGUAGUAAGCCGGGUGCCGAUGUGUGUUCCCAAGCAUGUAGUAGGACUUGAAUCCCGGGUUGAGCACGUGGUCCAGUUCAUGUGUGGAGAACCAGAGAAUGAUGUUCGCAUGAUUGGAAUCUAUGGUAUGGGAGGGAUUGGAAAAACAACUCUUGCCAAAGCUGUAUAUAACAAGCUUUUUGGAUGCUUUGAGAGAAGUUGCUUUAUUGAGAUUAGAUCAGACAUUUUAGAGCAAAAAAACUAUGGGAUAAAAGUCUUACAAGAAGAGCUUCUUAGGAAUCUUCUAAGAAAGGAGAUUAAAGUUGGCAGUGAAGCUGAAGGGAUCAUGUUGAUCAAACUGUGGCUUCAAGCAAAAAAAUGUCUCAUUGUUCUUGAUAAUUUGGAGCAUCUCGAUCAAUUUAAUGCGUUGUGUGGUGAACGAGAUUGGUUCGGUGCAGGAAGUAGACUUAUUUUAACAACGAGAGUUGCAGAUGUGCUGAAAAUUUUAAAAAAAGAUGAACAUUAUGAAGCCAAGGAAUUGAAUAGUAAGGAGUCUCUGCAGCUCUUUAGCCUACAUGCAUUUAGAGGGCUAGCAUUACCAAAAGAAGAAUUUAUCGGGCUUUCACGUGGCAUCGUUACUUACUGUGGGGGACUACCCUUAGCUCUUGAAGUGAUAGGGGCAUAUUUGUCUGAUAAAUUGAAGGAAGAAUGGAUUAUUACUUUUGAGAAAUUGAAGAGAAUACCUCGUAAUGACAUUCAAAAUAAACUUAAAAUCAGCUUUGAUGGGCUUCCAGAUGAUCGUACAAAAGCUCUUUUUCUUGAUCUUGUUUGUUUCCCCCAUGCCAUUUUCAAAGAUACAGUUAUUCAAAUUGUUGAGGCCAUGGGGUAUUUUGCAACCAUCGAAAUUCGACGCUUGGUUGAUAAGUGCUUGAUAAACUAUUAUGAUUCUCAAAUUAGUAUGCAUAGUUUAAUUCGAGAAAUGGGAAGAGAAGUUGUUCGUUUGGAGUCGCCCAACAACCCAGGUGAACGUAGUCGAUUGUGGUGUUCCCGUGAUAUCCACAAUGUGCUUAUAGGACAGAAGGGUACACCAAUGGUUGAGGUAAUUGUGGCAAACUCUCCUAUGGAAAAUAUGAGUUAUGAUACAAGAGCCUUUAAGAAUAUGGAGAAUUUAAGAUUGCUCCAAAUCGACCAUGUCCGUCUACAUGGAAACUUCAAAAAUCUUUUCAAGGAGCUCAAAUGUUUUCUGUGGAAUCACUGCCCUUUGAAAUAUAUGCCAUCCAAUUUUCAUCUUAAAAAGCUUGUACAUCUGGAAUUGCUGGCGAGUAACUUAAAAAAAUUCGUAGCUCCUCUAAAGUAUUUCCAAGGUCUCAAGUCUCUGGAUCUCAGCUUUUCCAAACGUCUCACGAGGACUCCAGACUUUGGUGGCGUACAAAAUCUUGAGAGUCUCUCGUUUGCUUUUUGCUCGAGUUUGAUGAAGGUGGACUCGUCGAUUGGAGGCUUGGGGAGACUAGUUCGUUUAGAUUUUACAGAUUGUGUAAAGCUGAAGAAACUCCCGAAUAGCCUUUGCCAAUUGAGGUCACUUCAAGAACUCGAUGUGUCCAACUGCCUAAAGCUAGAAGAAUUGCCCGAGGAGAUGGGGAAGUUGAUAUCUCUUGUGUCCCUCGUGUUAGAAAGCACUACCUUUCACUAUCUCCCGUCAUCGGUUACAAGUUUAGCCUCACUGAAACAUCUUUAUCUUGACGAAAGCAAUAUUCGUGGUCUGCCCGCCAACAUUUCUCAUUUGUCAAGGCUUGAAAAAAUCAUGUUGGCUGAUUGCAAGAACCUAGAGAUGCUCCCUCAACUUCCUCCCAGUCUUGGACAACUUUGGGCCAGCAAUUGCAAGUCUAUGGAGAAACUACCAAACUUGUCAAAUUUAGCAAAGUUGAGACAGUUGGACCUCAGGAAUUGCAGAAAGUUGAAGGAUAUUCAGGGUUUGGAAAAUCUUCAUUCCCUAGAAGAUAUUGAGUUAAGAGGUGUUCACAUAGAAAGGCAGGCCUGAUUUCUCAGAAAGCUCUUUAAGGUACAGAAACGGUUAACUGUAGGUACAGAAUGUGUCAACUGUAGAUACAAAAUCUGAAAGUUAUUUUUAGAUCAGGGUUCAUAAUCCAAGGUAAACCCUGGUACAUGGUAUAAUUUGCCUUCUCUAGUCACACCUUGCAUGGUUUCCUUGAUGCAGGCCUUAGUAGUUUCCCAGAUGAAUUUAUGCAUUGGCACAAUGAGAUUCUAUGUUGGCUAAGGUGUUUGGAGGCAAAUUAUGUUGUGGAUCCGGGCCCACCUUGCAGAUCCAAAACACGCGUAUGGAAUACCGGUGUUGUUAGUGGCACCCGUUUUCCUUAGUCAAUGAUUUUUUUUUUUGAAUAUAGAGUUCAAAAAUUGUGUUAUACUG
Messenger RNA from Ipomoea nil (Japanese morning glory), 3114 nucleotides. RefSeq names its product TMV resistance protein N-like. The transcript is spliced from 5 exons. The record is from RefSeq and is a predicted model, not a curated record. Bases 109 to 2727 code for a protein of 872 amino acids. Gene Ontology annotation, biological process: defense response; signal transduction. Lineage: Eukaryota; Viridiplantae; Streptophyta; Magnoliopsida; Solanales; Convolvulaceae. Gene Ontology annotation, molecular function: ADP binding.